AUGAAUAAUGAUAGACCACAAAAUAUAGGUAUCCUAGCAAUGGAUAUCUAUUUUCCAGAAACAUAUGUUGCUCAAACUGAAUUAGAAUCAUUCGAUGGAGUGUCAGCUGGUAAAUAUACAAUUGGUUUAGGUCAAACUAAUAUGGCAUUUUGUGGUGAUCGUGAGGAUAUCGUAUCAAUGUCGAUGAAUUCAGUUCAGUCUCUAAUGAAAAAAUAUAAUAUUCCUUACUCUAUGAUUGGUAGAUUGGAGGUAGGCACUGAAACCAUCAUUGACAAAUCAAAGUCAAUUAAAACUCAUCUAAUGACACUAUUUCAAGAACAUGGAAAUACUUCAAUCGAAGGUGUUGAUACAUAUAAUGCAUGUUAUGGCGGUACCAAUGCAUUGUUCAACAGUGUUCAAUGGAUUGAGAGUAGCUAUUGGGAUGGUAGAUUUGCAAUGGUUGUCACAGGAGAUAUCGCUGUCUACGCAAAGGGACCGGCCAGACCAACGGGUGGUGCCGGUGUGGUGGCAAUGUUGAUCGGUCCAAAUGCACCGCUCGUAAUGGAGCCGGGCAUUCGUGGUGUUCACAUGGAGAAUGUAUAUGAUUUCUACAAGCCCGACGGUAAGAGCGAGUAUCCGUACGUCGACGGUAAGCUCUCUAUCGAUUGCUACUUGCGUGCUCUCGAUCGAUGCUAUGCCAACUACAAAGCGGCAUUCGAGCGUUUGAAUCAAGACCAGAACUUCUCAAUGGAUUUAGUUGACUAUUGUGUGAUGCACUCGCCAUAUGGUCGUCUCGUUCAAAAGUCGUUUGGACGUCUCUUCUACAACGACUACAUUCUGAGUGGGGGAAACUCCGAUGAAUCCAGUCAUAAAUAUAAAGAUCAUUUCCAAGAGUUCAACCAGAUCGGACUUGGCAAGGAAUCGUAUGGAAAUGCCAAGCUCGACCAGGUUGGUCUUAAAGUUACCGAUGAACACUAUAAAAACAAAGUGAUUCCAUCGAUGACUCUUUCCAAAGAACUAGGAAAUUGUUAUGCUGGAUCUGUCUAUGGUGGAAUCUUAUCUUUAUUAUCAAAUGUUAAUAGUUUGGUUGGUAAGAGAGUAUUGGUAUUUUCAUAUGGAUCUGGUCUGGCAGCAACCUUUUUCUCAUUUAAAGGUGUUUCAACAAAUAAUCCAAUGUUCCCAUCGACUGAAAACAUUGGAAAACAAUCAAAUAUUAAUCAACGUUUAACAAACAGAAUCAAAAUUUCACCUCCAGAGUUUACUACGCUUUUAUCAUAUAGAGAAGAGAAUUGUUCAAAACUAUCAUACACACCAAUGGAUUCAACAUUGAAUAUUGCUAUUGGAAAUUAUUAUUUAGAGAGAGUAGAUGACAAACUUAUUCGACACUACAAGAUUAAAGAUGAUACUAUUAAAUCAUCAUUAUAUGAAUAA
Molecule: messenger RNA, 1410 nt
Organism: Heterostelium album PN500
Lineage: Eukaryota; Evosea; Eumycetozoa; Acytosteliales; Acytosteliaceae
Product: 3-hydroxy-3-methylglutaryl-coenzyme A synthase 2
Exons: 6
Coding region: 1-1410 (469 amino acids)
Biological process (GO): acetyl-CoA metabolic process
Molecular function (GO): hydroxymethylglutaryl-CoA synthase activity
Source: RefSeq, a predicted model, not a curated record